This is a messenger RNA of Esox lucius (northern pike), 6233 nucleotides long. Its product is annotated as mucin-2. The record is from RefSeq and is a predicted model, not a curated record. Gene Ontology annotation, biological process: inhibitory postsynaptic potential. The transcript is spliced from 4 exons. Lineage: Eukaryota; Metazoa; Chordata; Actinopteri; Esociformes; Esocidae. Bases 1875 to 5408 code for a protein of 1177 amino acids. Gene Ontology annotation, cellular component: postsynaptic density.
UCUCCCCAUCCCUCUCUCCCUCGCUUCCUCUCUCGGCUGACAAGGAUACACGACUUACGCCGCGACACUGAGGGGGAGAGAGAGGUCAGAGAGGGAGAGAGAAGAAGAGGGUGGGAGAGAGAGGGACAUAGAAAGAGAGUGGGAGCGAACUGAAAGGAGCAUCUAAGGGGAUAACUGCCUGUUUGUUCACAGUGUUUCUCCCUCCCGUCAUCUCUCACGCGGGCACGGGUGCACACACCCACAUUCACACACUCUCAAUCACACGCGCACACUCGCGGUCACACAUUCACUCUCAGUCACACAAAUGCUGACAGGCAAAGCCACAGAUCUCAGGCUGGGAGAUGAAGAGGCUCACAGCUGAGGAAAUGAAUCUGGGUAGAAAAGAGUGAAACAGAGGGCACAGCGGAGAAAGAGAAAGAAAGAGGCGAGGAGGACGAGGAGAGGGACAGAUGGAGUAGUCACCGAUGAUGCUAGGUAACCAAGGAACGGAGCACAUAGGGUGAAAGAGUGCUGUGAAAGAAAGAAAAAGAAAGGAAGGAAGCACGGAAAUAACUGGAGUGAUUUGAGAAUGAAAGAAUACAAAGAAACAACAAACAACCAGGAGGGAAGGAAAGAAGAAAACGAGAGGUUUGGAGAAGACCCAGUGUGUGACUACUCGAUGUGGUGAAGGAUAUACUGUGAGCCACUUCACUUGAACCCCAUAUUGCUACCACAGAGGGAGGGGACCCCCAGCUCCAGGAAAGGGGGAAGACGAAAAGCAGAUGGUCGGAAGGCAGGUGGGAGAGAGAGAGAAUGAACACAUGAUCCGGGUUGGUGCAGUGGAGUUAGCGGAUCUUGGGCUUUUCUGUUAUUCGGCCCUAGAAGAUGACUCACUGAAAAAGGUACUGGACGAGAGAAAGAGAGCGAGAAUGUGAGAAAGCCGGAGAGGAAGAUAAACCAUUACGGGGAGUCACACAGCGAUGUCCCACUUCUUACCAAUCCAAUCUUCUCGCAGCCUCAUGGGACAAUGCUGAGCGGGUUGGAAGGGCCGGCCUGUAGAUUUGGUGAUGGGAAGGAUGGACAAAGUGUAUUCAGUGGAGCCGUGCCUAUUCGCCGGUAGAUACUGUGCCCCCGUCACGAUUCCAUCUCCAGGGAUAUUAUUAGGAGUACGUUGGAGCUGAGUGCAUCCGGGAGUCAUGCAACAGUCACGCUCACCUCUCCCUUCCUGCUCUUCUGACUUUUUAAUGUUAAACGUCCCCCUUUUAGAUUUUGUAUGAGGGAUAUGAGCCUUGAUUUAAGUUUGCAUUGCUCUCAUGUUUAAUGUGCUGACGUAAUUAUUCUUUAAUGCGGCUUCGAGGAACUGCUCUGUUUUAAGUAAUUCAGGAAGCUGAGUGGACUGUAUGAUGAAUAAAUGAAGCUCCGUGGACUAUGAGAAUCCGGUUCAUCCUGAAGACUUUGUGAUGUUGAAGCUCAGGAUGCGGUUCUUUCUAUCUGUAGUCUGAGCAAAGUAAAGAUCCUCUGGCUUUGUUUUUCAGGAAGGCAGAUUGCCAGAGAAACCAUCAUACACACACACACACCUGAGAAGGGACUUAGCCCUUUGGAGUGCUGCAGAAUGAGGUGGUAGGACAGGCAGCUCUGCAGUGGAACAAUGACCUCCAUUCAUCUCUUAUUGGUUACUCAUACCAACAGACUACAGCUGUUUCAUCCGAUGGAACUCCAUCUAAACAAACCAGAUAAUACCGGUAUCCCACUGUCCUGGAGAAUAAACGGACAGUCAAUGGUCACAUUUAUUUGAGCUACAGAAUAGAAUUACUCUUGGACAGAGGAUUUCAUCACGUCAAACGGCCUGCAGGGACUGUGGAUGUCGGGAGGAAGGACGCGGUGUCAAAGGAGACAUGGUGAGCAAAGAGCCAAAUCACUUGCUCACUGGCCAACACACCAACAGCAAGACCGCCGACAAGCUGCCUGGUGCCAUGACCGUGCGCUCUGUGCUGCUAAAUCGCGACUCGCCGGACAUCGAGAGCCGCCUCAAGCGACGCCGCAACCGCACCCAUCAGGUCCGUUUCAAAGACCUGGAGGAUGGCGUGGGAGGCGGGACUCCUGGCGCUGGAGCUGAAACCGAAGGCCACCAGAGGACUGCCGCCGAGCGCGACAGCCCCCACCCCCUGCGGAAGAGCAGCCCCACGAGCCCUGUGGCGGCCCAAGGAUGGCUGACGGAGAGUACAGUCGGCGGUGAGGGGUCCUCCAACCAGACCUCGGUGGUAGGGGCCGUCCGAGGAGACAUGGCCGACACCAUCGAAGUGGUGGCGGCUUUCCUGGCCCGGGCGCCCCCUCACCCGCUCACCCCGGGUCCGACGCGCCGCUGCUGGGCACCACCGCCUUCGCCCCCACGGCCGUGCUCCCUCACGCUGCCUUUUUCCCGGAGGCGGUGCUCCAGUACGGCCAUCCAGACCUCCCCCUGCCUUCAGAAGCCCAAGAACCCGGAGGCACUAGCCACGCGCAGCCGCAGCGAGGGUAAGUCGGCAGGGGUGGAUUUAGACGAUGGACUGGACGAGUACACUACCCACAACCAUGUUUCAGAGACGGCAUCCUGUGACGGAAUAAGCCCUGGGCCUAAGACUAAGCAGGACUUGGUGGACCAACCUAGAGCUAACGCUAGCUCCCUCGUCUUCCGGAAUCACUCGGUCAAUUCUUGGCACGACUCCGAUUCCACUCAACCAGUUCGGCUACGGGACACUGCGGAGCCUUGCUACUGCGACUCUGUGACCUGUGGGAGUGAGGGGUCUAAACGUGAGGGGAGUGCCACUCCGUCGCAAGCCAGGAGGAGAAAACGCAUGAAUCGUGCCGUCAGCGACCCCGGGAGGGAGGUGUGCUACUGCAACACUCCAACCCAGACAGACAGCCCGUGUGUUUCCCCUCCUGAAACACCUCCUCCGUCGACCGUGCAGCCCUGCUCCUCCCAAACUCAGACUGAUAGUCCCUGCGACUCCCCUCCACCCUCGACUGUGAGACCCUCCAUCGCAAAAACUCAGACUAUGCCUCUCUAUGCCUCCUUAACCAGAACUGCGCCAGUCUCUCCCCAUCCAAGAUGUGAAACGCCCCCGAUGGUGGUUCUCUCGCGCAACUCCCUACCCCGAACUGAAUCCAACUGUACACAUCCAUUCAACCGAUCAGAAGUUCCUCCCACUGUGCUUCCAUCUCAAGUUCUAACCACUUUGCUUCAAACUGAAACUGUCCCGUCCUCCAUCUGCCAGAAUCAAAUUAAACCACCAUGCACCACCACCACCACCACCAACUGCCCCUUCCCACCGCAGACGCCAACGCCAGCCCCUUUAACAGCUCCAGCUUGCCCCACCCCAACAUUAACUCCAACUAAAGUCCCUUUCACAGCUCCAGCUUGCCCCACCCCAACACCAACUCCAACUGCAGUCCCUUUCACAGUUCCAGCUUGCCCCACCCCAACACCAACUCCAACUAAAGUCCCUUUCACAGCUCCAGCUUGCCCCACCCCAACACCAACUCCAACUGCAGUCCCUUUCACAGCUCCAGCUUGCCCCACCCCAAAACCAACUCCAACUGCAGUCCCUUUAACAGCUCCAGCUUGCCCCACCCCAAAACCAACUCCAACUGCAGUUCCUUUCACAGCUCCAGCUUGCCCCACCCUAACAUCAACUCCAACUGCAUUUCCUUUCACAGCUCCAGCUUGCCCCACCCCAAAACCAUCUCUAACUGCAGUCCCUUUCACUGCUCCAGCUUGCCCCACCCCAACACCAACUCCAACUGCAGUCCCUUUCAUAGCUCCAACCUACUCCACUCCAACACUAACUUGUACUGCAGUCCCUUUCAUAGCUCCAACCUACUCCACUCCAACACUAACUUCUACUGCAGUCCAUUUCAUAGCUCCAGCUUGCCCCACCCCAAGACCAACAUCAACUGCAGUGCCUUUCACAGCACCAACUUGCCCCACCCCAACACCAUCUCUAACUAUAGCCCCCUGCACCAUCAUAACACAAACAGUCACACCAUGCUCCUUAAAUCAAUCCAUGUCCUCCUGCGCCUCUCCACCACCAACUGUCACAUCCUGUCACCCCCCAGCCCUAGCCACCCCUCCCUACAUCUCCUUAAUUCAGACCAUACCUCCUGGGAACCCCCCGUGUCAAACUGUACCCCCCUGCUCCUUCCAGCCUCCAGCAGUUCCUUCCUACUCCACCCACAUUCAAAUCCAAACCAUAAAAUAUUGCUCCUCCCCCUCCACUACUGUAAAAAGUGGCAACCCCCUGCCUCCAAUGGUAAAAUCCCACCAUACACUGCCGACAACGCCAUAUUGCGGCACUCCGACCAAAACUGUCCCCCUGUACGCAUCCACUUUCCGCCCUGCGCCCCCCUACACCCCCCCGCCUCAGGCCCAACCCAGCAGUGCUGAGGACCGGAGGGCGUCAGAGUGGGAGUGUAGGGGCGAGAGGAGGAUACUUCCGCCGCCACCCCCUCCCCCUCCCCCAUACACCCCUCGCAAAGGGGGGUUGAGCUGCACCCCAGAACAGGACCGCCGAGCGCCUCUGCUAAGGCGGGCCAGCGAGAAGGAGAGGUCAGCGAGGUCGGAGUCACCAGUUCCAAGUCCCAGAGCCAACUCCCUUAAACACAGAGCUCAAACACCCCCGGUCAUCCCUCUGAAGGGGACCCAGGGAGACCAUUGUUUCUCGCCUACCAAAGGCAUCCCCAGGCCCACCUGCCUGGGCCAGGCUCAGGCGCAGCUUGGGGCUCAGCUUGGGGCCCUUCAUAAAAUGCUCUGUUCUGGACCCAACACCCCCAACAGCCAGCAGGCUCUCCCGUCUGGACAGUGCCCUUCAGGGGCCCAGGGAUGCUCUGGCACUGGAAGUGGCCCCACAGCCGGGCCCCUGACAUCCACCCAGGCUGACACCCUCAGGCAGGUCCAGGAGAUCCUGGGGGGGCUGGUUUCGGGCGCCAGGAGUAAACUGGACCCAUCCUGGGUGGCAGAAAAACUAAUGGGCCCUAACGGGCCCCUCCAUGACAUCCGGAGCCUGCAGACCCAGCUUCACAGCCUGGAGGGUGUUCUGGAGACCAGCCAGAAUACCAUCAAGGUCCUGCUGGAUGUCAUUCAGGACUUGGAGAAGAAGGAAGCCGAGAGAGACGGGAGACACUCCUACAGGACGGGCCAGGAUAUAGAAAACUGUGGCACGUGCAGAGACUGUGCCUGCAUCAUAUACAGUGUGGAGCAUGACUUCCGGAUACAGGAGGGGGCGGUGACUCGGACGUGGAGGGUAGGAGACCCUCCUGAAGGCUCCCCGUUGGCAGCAGUGACCCCCCAGCCGACCACGCCACACCGCCAGGACUCACCCCUACCUAUGACACCGGCCCGCCCCUCUCACAGUGGCAAGAAGACCCGGAAGAAGUGCUUCUGGUUCCUGUGAACUUUGAAAUAUCGGCGGACGAAUAAGGAAGGACACAAGAAACAAGGACACUCCUCCUGAGUAACCCCGUAGUAUUAGGGAGAAGAAGGUGAUGGACGUCACAAAAUUAGUUUUGGAAGAAACAGGGAGAACGGGAAAGAUUUAAUAGAUAUGGAUAAUAUGUGUGAAAGUUGUUAUGGAUCAGGAAGGGUUUGGAGAGAAUGACAUUGGUUCUGAUCAUGAUGUGUUAGAACUGUAUAGAAUGGAGAGUGAAACAUGCAUGUGUUCUAGUUGCACCGGAAGGCCUGUUCUUCACCAGAGAUCGGUUGUUGGCACGGGUGGCGAGGUGCAUUAAAAUGUGCUGAAGCAUUCUGAAAACCUGAGUUCUGAAGAGACCUACCUGGUCGGGGUAAAUUACUGAAGUGAAAGUGUAGAAGAUGAAAAGAACAGGUAAGGAUUAAGAAAAUAAUAAUAAAGUAAGUAGGUAUUAAAAGGCUAGGAGAUGGAUGGAGUAUAAAUGAGAGGAAACGGAUGCGUGUACAGAGAGAAGAAAGGACUGAUCCAGGGUCAGCCCUAAUGGACUAAUGAGGGUCAGAACACCAGCUUUUAUAUCCAGAGACAUUUAGACCAAUCAGUUAUUAUUAAGACCCUUAUUUAAAACUUUUAAUAGAAUUGAUCGUAACAAAACUACACACAUACAUACACCUACACACACUCCACAAGUCUGAGAGAUGCGCCAGGAGAAAAAAAGUGAGAAACAAAUGUAAACAUAUUACAGAAAGCUCUAGUGCUUGAAUUGCUAUAUUUCAGAUACGGAUUACUGCUCUAUAAAGUAUUUUACCACAA